AUGGUUCUCCAUUUAUCACGUUCAACACGGUUGAGCGUUGUAAUUGGCAUAUCGACAUGUUUCUUUCUGGCUGAGAUUUCGUUGGGCUUCUAUACACACUCUAUUGCUCUGAUUGCAGAUGCUUUCCACUAUCUGAAUGAUUUAGUUGGGUUUAUUAUUGCUCUUGUUGCAUUGAAGAAAUCCGAGCGCAGUGACUCGCCCAAGGAGCUUACUUUUGGUUGGCAGCGAGCUCAGUUGCUCGGUGCCUUUUUCAAUGGUGUUCUUCUAUUUGGGUUGGGUAUUAGUAUAUUUUUGCAGUCCAUUGAGCGGUUUAUUGCUCUACAAUAUGUUCACAACCCCAAGAUGAUGUUCAUCAUUGGCUGUGUUGGAUUGGGUCUGAAUAUUAUUAGCGUGGUCUUCCUUCAUGAACAUGGACAUGGACAUGAACACAGUCAUGACCAUAGUCUACCAUCCACAAUUGAGACACCGGCUAUUCAUGCCGAACAAUGCCAUGAUCCCAGUACCAAGCAUGACGAUCACAAACAUAUUCAUUUCGAAAAAGAUCACUGUGCAGACUCGGGCGGCCACAGUCAUGGUCAUGGUGGCCACGACCACGGUGAUCUUGGCAUGAUGGGAGUGACGAUCCAUGUUAUCGGUGAUGCAAUCAAUAACUUGGGCGUCAUGGCCGCUGGUCUAGUUAUCUGGCUCGCUGCACCCCACGCCGGCCGAUACUAUGCCGACCCCGGCGUGAGCAUGUUCAUUGCCAUCCUUAUUAUUCUGUCAUCUUUCCCUCUGAUGCGCCGAGCCGGGAUGAUUUUACUAGAGAGCGUACCCACAGGGGUUGAAAUGUGCGAUGUCAAACAUGACUUAGAAAGGAUCAAGGGCGUCAGCUCAAUUCACGAACUCCACAUCUGGCGCCUUAACCAACAAAAAACGCUCGCUUCAGUGCAUGUUGUUGUGUCUGAGAACUCGGUAGAAGAGUUUAUGAAGACAGCCCAAGUGAUCAACGAAUGUUUCCAUGCCUAUGGAAUCCAUUCAAUUACACUACAGCCUGAGUUGGAGGAAGUUGAGGUUUCCGAUGGAGCUUCCCGGUGCCAGGUUAUCUGCGGGACGGUCUGCGAACAGUUUACAUGCUGUGGAUAA
Penicillium vulpinum is the source of this 1122-nucleotide messenger RNA. RefSeq names its product putative di-, tri-valent inorganic cation transporter. The transcript is spliced from 9 exons. NCBI's taxonomy places the organism in Eukaryota, Fungi, Ascomycota, Eurotiomycetes, Eurotiales, Aspergillaceae. Gene Ontology annotation, molecular function: zinc ion transmembrane transporter activity. The record is from RefSeq and is a predicted model, not a curated record. The coding region runs from base 1 to 1122 and encodes 373 amino acids. Gene Ontology annotation, biological process: zinc ion transmembrane transport; intracellular zinc ion homeostasis. Gene Ontology annotation, cellular component: membrane.